CAGAACCCGCAGCACUAACGCAGCGACGGCAGAACUUGCAACCGCAGCAACAACAACAACAACAAACAAAACAGCACAGAUUAUGAGCUCGAUGAUGGACAACCUGCAACUGUCGCAACGCGUGGGCCCGAGCGACUAUGGCUGUGAUCCAUAUCAAGUCGUGGUGUCCACGGCGAACGGCGACGAGCUCGUUCACGAGUACUGCCUCUACUCCUCCGCCUACGGCGGGCCCGUGCGACCGGACGCCGUGACCGGCUUGCGCGCCGAGCCGACCGGCGGCGGCCGCGCCACCAUCAAGUGGGAGUGGUCGGGAAAUUCCUUCGACCUCGCGAGUCCGGGGGCUUACUUCGAGCGCGACGUGAUCGUAGAAGAAGGUCGCCUCGCUUGGGCGGGGCCCGUGCGCAAGACGCCGAAGACGAAGGCCGUCGCGCCAGCGCCGAAGGUCGAGAUCGGCGCCCCACUGCGGGCGGCGGACGUGGCGGUGAAGAGCGAAUGGCGCAUGAACGGUUGCGACGACGAGUGGGAGAUCCACGUGAGCCACGCCCCGACCGGCACGAAGCUCGUGUGGAAGGGAACGUCAACAGCUGAAAACCAAGAUAUCAAGAAGCUCCGCCACGCCGACGUCGACGGCGUGGUGCGCAUCGACUUUUUGUACUACGUCGGCGAGAACGGGAACAACUCCGCGUCCGACCGGAGCCUGCUCGUGAAGCUCGGAGCGAAGGGCCUCGAGUGGGUCCCCAAGCAUGUGUGUAGUGGCAGGUUGUAUGAUGGCCCUUGCAGUGGUUGUGAGUAAGAACUAAGCC
Messenger RNA from Pelagomonas calceolata, 803 nucleotides. The record is from the annotation of a GenBank genome assembly. NCBI's taxonomy places the organism in Eukaryota, Pelagophyceae, Pelagomonadales, Pelagomonadaceae.